AACUUUUAAUGUUAUAAAUAGUUCGAAAACUGAAAUUUAUAGCACCUAUUUUUGUGUAUUGAUGUCAUAAUAAUAAAACUCUCGCAUCAGACUCCUGGCAUUUUAUAAUCGAAGGCUAACGUAUACAAACAGCAUCAAUAUUUUAUGAAACAUCGUAAUUUAAUCCCGUAUAAAUUGAAAAUAAUUACGUCUGAAGGCGAGGAUUUUGAAUGGAUGGUGUCUCGAAUCGUAAAUUAAUGGAAUUAUAAAUAAAAUUGUUCUAAGGCAAAUUAUUUCGCAAAACAUAUAACGUGUGUGAAUGUUUUUUUAGUGCUUGUGUGUUUUACUGACAUAACUGGUGAUCUAUUAGGAUUAUUUGUACAUGUGUUUUAGUUUUUUUGGCCAUUAUUGUAUCUUUAUUGGAGUUAGGUGCCAUUAAUGAUUUUAAUCGGGCGGUCACUGUAUAUGAAUCCCUGUCAUGGAAAUAACAAAGAUCAGUAAUAACUUGGCAUGAAAACAUUGUGAUUGAUGAAAUAUUAAUAUUGCAUAGUGAUUUCACUUUACAACUGUUAGAUUCUUGUGGACAUAGUAAAUAUUAUAACACCUGAUAAGUCGCUCUGUAUGCUCCAGACUCCUAAUUACUUUUCUUACAUAAACACGUAACACUUGUUUUAUCUUGGCAAAGUCCGGCCGAUUCGUUUUGUACACCUCCGCUCCAGCACACCGACUCUACACGCAUAUACUAUUAUUAUGGCAGACAUCAUUCUAAAUUCGUCGCUAAAAAUCGAAUAGGUAAACUAGGCGUCAGGCCAACGUCAUUUCGGAAAAAAGAAAAAAAAUAAAAAUGUUUCGAGAAAAAUGUCCGCCGCCGGUGUGACAACCGUGAGUGCAGGCUUUUCCGGUUUGGCAGUCGUGGAAAAAGGCCACGUGAUCGCGUCCAGGGACACCGAUUCGUCGACAUUGAUUCGCAAUUUGCCGGUGUAGUGUUGUUUUUUCUGCAAUCACGUGAUUGAGGAUAAAACAGUUAAUUUUAACCAUGGACCGAUCGAUGUAUGGGAAAAUCGUACCGGGGACUUUGAACCCUUUUGAGUGUACCAUGAAACAUGGGACUCCUGCACCUGGAUGUUCUCAACUGAAGAAGCAUCCCAAAAUACCAAUCUACGUAGUAGAAUAUCACCAUGAAGUUUUGCCAUUCAUCUACCGGAAUAUUGGUUCUAAACAUCUACCGUUGGAAGGAUCUACUUUCAUACAUUUUGAUUCCCAUCCUGACAUGCUUACCCCAAAAAAUAUGCCAGCAGAAACCGUUUAUGACAAAGAAAAACUGUUUGACGAGAUUAGCAUAGAAAAUUGGAUUUUGCCUGCUGCUUACGGUGGUCAUUUGAAGAAGCUGUUGUGGGUAAAACCACCUUGGGCAAAACAGAUCGAGGAUUCCAGUCAGGAGUUUUUGAUUGGUAGGAGUAAAAGUGAUGGAACUAUUAGAGUUAAUUGUACAGAGAACUAUUUUGUUUACGAGUGUCUUUAUAAAAGUGCUACUGAGCUGGAUAAUACUAAAGAAGUAGGAUUGGAUGUGAUUACUAUUGGCAAAAAAAUCAUUGGAGAAGAGGAUAAUUUUGAAGCGGUACGGAGAAUGCUAACAACUUAUGAACUUCCUUUGAUCUUGGAUGUAGAUUUGGACUUUUUUAGUACAAGUAAUCCGUUUUUGAAUAUGUACUCUGACGCUCGCAUGUACGAUCAUGUCAAGGAAAUUUUUAAGUUUCAACCACCGAAAUCCAAAAGUCAUGAAGAUCUUGCUAGUUUUAUAUCAGAGAGGAAGAAACAGUUGGAUCGUUUGGAAAAACUCUUUAAACAUAUUCACAAGCAUAAAUCUCUACCAGAUAAUAGUGACUUAAGUGAUGAGUUGCUUUUGAAAGUUUCAAAGCUAAGAGAAGAAGUUUUAAAGCACUACGAAGAGAAAAACGUAGAUUGGGAAUUGAUUUUUGAUGCCGGUUGUACUUGUGACGACUCUGAUUUGCCACACCACGUUACAUCUGAAGAAGGCCUGAAAAUUAUGUUUGAUAGUUUCAAAACUUUUCUAGAGCUUCUACCAUGCGCUCCUGUCAUUAUUACAAUUUCUAGAUCAACAGAGGAUGAUUAUACUCCCGGAGAAGAUGUAGAGUUAAUUCAGAAAAAAGUUAUUGCUAUAUUAGGGGAGAAAUUUAACUGUGCUGAUCCGGUUUUGAGCUAUGAAGAAGCUGAUGAUUAAUUCGACUUUAUUAUAAUUUAUUUGAUUCAUUGUAUAUUUAAAUAAUUUAUUGUAAUCUCAAGAAAAGUUUAGACUUAAAUAAACUGAAUAAAACCUAA
Molecule: messenger RNA, 2319 nt
Organism: Anthonomus grandis grandis
Lineage: Eukaryota; Metazoa; Arthropoda; Insecta; Coleoptera; Curculionidae
Gene: MESR6
Product: UPF0489 protein C5orf22 homolog
Exons: 3
Coding region: 1016-2221 (401 amino acids)
Source: RefSeq, a predicted model, not a curated record